This is a messenger RNA of Tigriopus californicus, 2425 nucleotides long. RefSeq names its product calnexin-like. Gene Ontology annotation, cellular component: endoplasmic reticulum; endoplasmic reticulum membrane. The record is from RefSeq and is a predicted model, not a curated record. NCBI's taxonomy places the organism in Eukaryota, Metazoa, Arthropoda, Copepoda, Harpacticoida, Harpacticidae. Gene Ontology annotation, biological process: protein folding. The transcript is spliced from 2 exons. Bases 239 to 1993 code for a protein of 584 amino acids. Gene Ontology annotation, molecular function: calcium ion binding.
GGAAUGAAGAUCAGCUUUGAGCUCGCAGAGGUACUGAUAGAGAGAGUAGAGUAGCGAGGGCAGGAUUAGCUGUUCAUCGAAGGAAAGCUAUCCUCCACAAGACCGGAAAUUGACCAGCCCGUGCUCGACUCCCCUAAGACUGGUCUAAGACUGGUUCCUUGGGCCAAGCUUGAACCUGUUCGCCAUCGACUUGACCAGUAGGCGUUGUCGUCACAAAGGCGCAAAUCCUCCUUGCGGCAUGCGCUUCUUGAGUGAUUUGACCGUUUGGCUGGCCCUCAUGGUCUUGGUCACGGCCCAUUUGCCCGAAGACAAUGGCGACGAUGAGGCCCAGGUAGAGAGCGAGGAUUUUGAGGGGCCUUCAGUCACGAGUGAACACGUUAAAUCCGAGGAUGAUGUGAUUUAUAUUACGCCGGAAACGCAUCCUGAUGUGUUUUUUGCCGAGCACUUUGAUGACGAAGCCUACUUCAGCAAGAAGUGGACCAAGUCUCAGGCCAAGAAGGACGGAACAGAUGCAGCAAUUGCUAAGUAUGAUGGGGAAUGGUCCCUGGAAACCGCUACCAAAGACCCGUUGAACGGGGAUAUGGGAUUGGUGAUGAAAAGCAAGGCCAAACAUGCGGCUAUUUCGGCCAAGCUGCGUAAACCUUUUCAGUUUCAUAGCAAGCCUUUAGUGAUUCAGUAUGAGUUGAACUUUCAAAAUGGCCAGGAUUGCGGUGGGGGGUACAUCAAGUUGUUGAGUCAUUCCAAAGACAUGGAUCUGAGAUAUUUCACGGAUAAAACGCCCUACACGAUCAUGUUCGGACCGGAUAAGUGCGGUUCAGACGCCAAGCUUCACUUCAUUUUCCGACAUGUCAACCCAUUGAAUAAGACGGUGGAAGAGAAACAUUGCAAGAAACUGGAUACCAAAGAAAGAACAUUGUUCGAGGAGUUUUUCAAGGAUAAGCGGCCUCAUCUGUACCGGUUGAUCUUGAAUCCCGAUAACACCUUCGAAAUCUCAGUGGAUUACAAGCUGUUCAAUCACGGCACCCUCAUGGACCACUUCGAGCCACCGGUCAAUCCCCCCGCGGAAAUUGAUGACCCCAUGGACGAGAAACCCAAGGAUUGGGAUGAGCGGGAGAAGAUUCCCGACCCCGAUUCAGUUAAACCCGCAGAUUGGGACGAGAGCCAGCCUAAGCAAAUCCAAGACGAAAGUGCCACCAUGCCCGACGGUUGGUUGGAAGAUGAGCCUGAUAUGAUCCCAGAUAGCACGGCCGAAAAGCCCGAUGAUUGGGACGACGACUUGGAUGGCGAAUGGGAGGCUCCUCUAGUCAACAACCCGAUUUGUGAGUCUGCCCCCGGCUGUGGCAAAUGGGUUCAGCCCAUGAUUGAAAACCCCAGGUACAAAGGGAAGUGGUUCCCAGCCCUGAUCAACAACCCUAACUACAAGGGCAAGUGGAAACCGAGGAAGAUUCCUAAUCCCGAUUACUUUCACGAUCCUGAGCCGUUCAAAAUGACCAGCAUUGGAGCCGUAGGCAUCGAGCUAUGGUCCAUGUCCGAUGAUAUCUAUUUUGAUAACCUGUUAAUUACCGACAGCUUGGACAUUGCCAAGGAGUGGUCCGCAGAUACGUUUGAUCUCAAAGUCCAGAAGUUGGACGCCAGCGAUGCUGGAACGAUCCGUCGAAUCAUCAACUAUUCCAACCGAAACCCAUGGCUAUACGCAGUGUACUUAGUCGUGGUGGGAUUACCUUUGGUGUUGAUCGUGACCUUCUGUUGCUCGGGCUCGGGCGACUCCUCGGACAAGGACAUUCCAACGGAGGGUGGAAAGAAUCAGCUCAACCCAAAGAAGACGGACGAGGUUCAAGACGAUGACCAACCAGAAGACGAAGAUCGAGGCGACAAUGACGAAGAUCAGGAAGAAGCUCAAGAAGGCGAGGAAGAGGAAGAGGAGGAGGAGGAGGAAGAGCCUGAGGAAGUGACGAGGCGCUCCACAAGGAAACGCCGCGCCCGGAAAGAAUAAGUUAUGGCUCUCGUUAUUUGCAAUAUGAUUGUUGUUACUCGCAACUAGCUUUGUUCUCUAAAUCUAGUGAAUUGCAUCCCAUCGAACCAAUGGUUUCUAGAGAUCACUUUCGGGAACUCUGACCAGCAACAGCACCCUUUUUUCGUUACUUCAUUUUAUGUAUGCACAUAAAUCAACUUGUUCUCAACUUGCCCCCGCGAUUCCCGAUUCAACUUGUUUAUUCAUUCUAGACUCAAUUUGUUAGUUCCCUCUCAUUGAAGGUAAGCUAUUGCUAUAACACCAUCAAUUCAAGCCUUGAUACCAUCAACGGACGCCAAAAUGGUUAUCCAGCUCGGUUCGUUCUCCAUGGCUCUUUAUAGUGAAUAUUGAUGAAUGGAAGCAACAUAUUUUGCACAAUUUUUUUAAUAAAAACCCGAUCGUAAUAAUAAAUCA